UAAGAGCCGGAUGGUGAGAUGUCGUAAAGGUUCAAUAUCAUAUAUCCUUUAAAAGACAAAUAGACCAUCCAACUAUAUAUAAAUCUCAAAAAUAAAUCACUCUUGUAAUGAAGUUUUUUAACUUUCGAUUUGAAAAUUAGAGAACAAUUGCGAUAUUAAAGUCAGAAGUCAGUCGCACUUCCGGGUUCUAACUUUUGAUUAUUUUCUGGGAUUUUCAUUCUUUUCCAUACCGUUUGCUGCCAAAACUGUGGCAAAAUAUUGUUUUAUCAUGCCAAACCAAGGAAGGACAUUUAGGGACUCGGCAGAUGCAUUCAAAAGGACUGGAAUUCCAUGUGGAGAUCCAAAGCGGUAUGCUAGUGUAUCUGUUGUACGCACUACACAAGAUAUGACAGGUCCCCCUAGAAAACGUGCACUUGAUGAACCCGAGGAGAACAUCGAAACUGAAGGAGAACGCCAACUGAAGAAACUUCUCGACAAACAGCUUAAAACAAAUGUUACAUUGGAGGAACAUUUAGCACGUAAGAAGACAUUUAGCCAGCCAGCUGUUUAUAAACCAGGCACCAAAGAGCUAACAGGAUCCCUCAGUCUUGCUGAGUAUAAGGACAGAGCGAGGCUUGAUGGCAUAGAGCAGGAACUCAGACAAUAUGGCCUUACUGAGGAUGAAAUCUACAUCAAGUUACAAGCAGAAACUGACUCUGAGUCUAAUAACCAGGUAGAUCCCAAAAAGAAGAGACUGGGAAUUGAUCCUUCAAUACAAAAGGCGCAGCUUAAAAUCAUUGAAGAUAAAAUACAAGCAAGAAAGCAGGAAAUAUCUAAACCUACUAGAUUCCAUGGAAUAAAAAAGCUGACUCGUCAAGAAAUGGACUUCGAAAACUCCAUCACACACGAUGAUAAAACCAAAGCUUUGAAUAUGUUAAUAACUCGUGGUGAAUCCCAAAAUGAUACUACUCAUCCAGAUGACCCCAUUAACCACUUAGAUACAUUACUUGAUGAUGUUUUGGUUAAAACGAAACAUCAAAAGAGAAAGAAAUAUACGGAAAAAGAAGUUUCUAAAAUUGAGGCACCUAGUUCAAGCUACCCUGCUUGUGAGUGGCAGACCACUUGGGAACAUCCAAAUUUGAAUGACUGGAAAAAUGCUCCGACUUGUGCUGAGAGGCCAGGGUCGAAGCAAGGUGAAAGGUCAAGAUCACCAUCAGAUAUAGAAUCUAUACCAGAGGAUAUAAUACGCAAGUUUAGGCUCUCUGCGGAUGAGAUAAGAAAUAUUGAUAGAUUUAAAGACUACUCCCCAGGUGACCCUAGUAAUGUGUUGUAUGUGAAGAACCUGUCAGCCAGAGUCACACAUGAGGACCUUGUCUCUCUGUUUAUCAGAUAUCAACAAGAAGGACAACCUAAGAUUGGCUUCAAGCUAAUGUCUGGGAGGAUGAAAGGACAGGCUUUUGUCACUUUUCAUGAUACAAAGACUGCCUCAGAAGCUAUGGAUCUCAUACAUGGUUAUCAGUUCAGAGGAAAACCUGUCAUAAUACAGUAUGGCAAGAACUGUGGCAGCAAGUAAAUCAAGGACAUUGUUGAACUAAGACACUGACAAAUCCCACCCACUAAAGGUUCACCUUCAGACUCAUUUUGACUUACUUCAAAAACAAAUAAAUAAAUCAUCUUGAUACAGAUAUAUUUAUUGACAUUUUUCAUUCUCAUAUUUUAUACAAAAUGUACAUGAUAUCUUAGAGAUAAUAAAAUGCAGUGUUCAAUAUAUACAAUAGUCUUUAUAAUUUAAAAUUCAUUGUGGCUAAUAUGGUAGAAAACUUGUAAAUGGUAUUUUUGUAAAUGUACAUUUAUUGAAUUUUUGCCCAAGAUCCUGCCAGUGAUCCUG
Molecule: messenger RNA, 1867 nt
Organism: Owenia fusiformis
Lineage: Eukaryota; Metazoa; Annelida; Polychaeta; Sabellida; Oweniidae
Source: the annotation of a GenBank genome assembly